AUGGCUUCCAAUGCAUCAGACCACCAACAAGGUGAGCAAGUUGCCCUAACAGUUUUGGUGGAAAAGUUAAAAAACAAAGUUCUGUUUGCUGAGUGUGGGAAGGAUUUUGUUGAUGUUCUCUUCAGCUUUUUAACAUUGCCUUUAGGGACUAUUUCAAGACUUGUUGCUAAUGAAUCAAAUAUUAUUGAGGCAAUGACGUUUGGCUGCAUUAGCUCACUCUAUCAAAGUGUGGAAAAUCUUGAUGAACAAUAUCUAUGGAACCACACCUGCAAAGAAAUGUUACUGCAGCCUAGAAACUCUAUGGAAGCAUAUUUCGAGAAGAUGAAACUGAACAUUGAUGGAACAGAAAGCUUACCGGUCUUUAGCUGUGAGGACGAUAAUUGCAGAAGGAAAAAUGGACGCUAUGUGUGUACUUUCAGUGAUCAAAAAUGCAUUUGUGGAAAGCUUUUGAAUGUACUACACCAGUCAAAAUCGAAUAAUAUAGAGAACGGAUUUGUUAAGGAAACAUGUAUUUUUAUUAUCUCUGAUGAUCUUUUUGUGAUGCCUAAUCUUCUUGGAACAAGUUUAGAUCUUCUUCAGAAGCUUGGAAUCAAAGACAUCAAUGCUAUUGAUAAACAAACUGUAAACAUCAGCAAGAAAGAGGCAUGUUCAGUCAUUUUCUAA
Messenger RNA from Trifolium pratense (red clover), 663 nucleotides. RefSeq lists its product as uncharacterized. The record is from RefSeq and is a predicted model, not a curated record. NCBI's taxonomy places the organism in Eukaryota, Viridiplantae, Streptophyta, Magnoliopsida, Fabales, Fabaceae. The coding region runs from base 1 to 663 and encodes 220 amino acids. The transcript has a single exon.